AUGCUUAAAUGCUACCAACAAGCAACUAGCGACAAGCACAUUUUCAUGACAUUUUCUGUAACCAUUGUUUUGGUAUCACUUUCUCAUCUAAGUUUUGCUAUAGAAGAGAAUAAUCACGAACCACUCAUGUCAAAGAACGAGAUUGAUGCGAUGAGAGACAAAAGUGCAAUUUCUCCAAUAAAAUGUUUAGAUGAAGUGUUCGCUGAAAUUCUUCGGAAUAAAAUUGCUUCAAGAAAAUGUUGUCUAAGGAUAGUGAACGCUGGAAAGGAAUGUCACAUGGAAUAUGCAAAAUUAUUUUUUCAAAUUAAUAAUAUAAGAUGUUAUAGUUCUGAAAGCUUUUUGAAAACUAAUAAAGUGUGGAACAGAUGUUCUACUGAAAUUUGUGUUCUUUCACCUUUUUCUCGUUAA
Camelina sativa (false flax) is the source of this 408-nucleotide messenger RNA. The record is from RefSeq and is a predicted model, not a curated record. NCBI's taxonomy places the organism in Eukaryota, Viridiplantae, Streptophyta, Magnoliopsida, Brassicales, Brassicaceae.